AUAUUUACUGUAGGCCUACAUAUAUUUAGACUCUUCAGCCCUGAAUUUCUGCUGUCAAGCCUUGCACUGUUAUAGAUGAGAGUCGAUGGAUUGUCAGUGAGAUUUCACGUUUAGGCUAUUUUCUGCGAGCGCUGACAGGCGAUUAUCGGUGCUCCAUGUUACCAUAUGAUUAACAGACAUCUAUAAAUAACAGGAGACAAUAUGGAGCAACGGGCAAAUGUUUAACCAGUAGCCAGAUAUUAUCACUAAUACGGUGUUAUAGGCUGAUGUCCUAGACGACGAUUUAAUACACGCUUAUUUUAAAGCCUUUGAUUCCAAAAUAUCGUAUUUCAGCAAUAAGGAAAUCGGGUUGUGAUGAUUUAUAGCACAACAGGUAUAAAGCUUGGAGUGCUUUCAUACAGUGAUUACGGCUAACCUUUAAUUUGGAAUAUUCAACAGUCGUGCCUGGAGCCAAUCAGAUGACGAGAUGUCACCUACGUCAUCGCGUUCAAGAAACGUCUGCUUUUAGCGGCCGAAUUCAAAAUUAAUUCAGCCAAUUUUAUUUUUGUUAUAGUAAAACGGCGAUUGAAUUUACAGAGGGAACGUCCCAGUUGUUCAACAUGGCGAUCAAGAGGAUCCGCUCGGAGUACAUGAAGAAAUUCAAAGACCCCAAAUGGGAGACCUACACUAAGUGUUAUGAGGAGAUGCUGAAGUACAGGCUGACCCGCAGGCUGCUGGAGCAAACACACAACCCCUGGUUCUGGAGUGGCCCAGACAGUGAUUCAGAGUCUGGAGAAAGAAGCCCCCCUCCUCCCAGCAAGAACCAGGCAGGGUCCGAGACCAGCAGAGACAGGAUGGAGCCUGAGCUGGAGGAGUGUGAGGGGGCGAGGGUGGACAGACAGCAGGAGCAGCAGCAGGGCAGACCCAUGCGGUCGGUACCCAGGCUUCCCAUCCAAGAAGAGGAGAAUGUGUCUGCUCGACAGUCUGCAGUCCAUGGCGCACAGGUUGAAGGUGCCAAAGAGACAGGAGUACUAGAGGAGGAGAGAGAGGAGCAGCAGACUCACAGGGAACAAGACAGAGCGAGAGACACUGGAGGAUCCCGACUACAGCAAAGUAAACCCUCCAAAUCCUCAAAGCAAACAUGGCGCUCCCAGCGGGUCAGACCUGCACCCACACGGCAGCCCGGGGAUGACGGUAAGGAGAGCAGGCAUCCGUUUGCUCUGUACGCUUCAGGAGAGAAGAAUUCAAACAUGGCAAGCAAGAAGACCCACAAUGUUGGCCCUGCAGCUUCGACUACUGAGAUCCAUGAGUCGGCUCUUCGUGCAAAGACCAGGCGGGAAGUGGAGCACCAGAUCCAGACCCAGAAGACCGAGCGCCGGAGAGCCAAGUCUGCCGAUCUGGACAAGGCCAGAAAGUUGGUUCAACCAGAAUUCAACCCCUGGCUCACUGAGUACAUGCGCUCCUUCUCAGCUCGCUCCCGAUAGGACACACACACGCACACUCUCACACACACACACACACACACACACACACACACACACACACACACACACACACACACACACACACACACACACACACACACACACACACACACACACACACACACACACACACACACACACACACACAGUAGAAAUACUUACAUCAGGUGUGAUUCCAGACAAAACAUAAAGCCAUUAUUGCCUUCCACCACUGAAGUUUAAAUACCCAUAGAUGUAAAAUAGAGCAUGGGGUGGAUUGAUUUAUACAAACGAUCCAAAAUUUGUGUCACUCUCACAUUCAGGGUGUAAACUGAUACAACUUUGAAAUACACUGUGUGGCUUAUUCCCCCAGAUGUGUACUGUCAUGUUUUUAAUACAUACAAUAAGAAUCAUUUUACAGAGUAUAAGAUACUCUUGAAAGUAAAUGUAUAAUAAAUAGAUUCAUCUACCACAUACAGAUAUUUUGAUUAGAAUGAAGAAGCAUUUUACAGCCAUACUUUGAUGCAGUCCCUUUAAACAUACAGCUAUGUAAAAUGUGUCCAUGUUUUUUUAUACAGGGAUAUCAAACCAUAGUGGACUCACACAGGAGUUAUGAAAACACAUGGCAGCAUGUCUGAUUAGACCCAGCCACAUUUUUCAAAACACAUGAAAUGUGAGACCACAAACAUGAAGAAUACACUUAUUGUAUUCACAUAUUAACAAAACCAAACAGUCAAAAUGUUUGUAUUCCACAAAGUUCUGCUAAGCACAGCAAGAUGGCUCAACCAACUGAAAGUUUUUCUUAAAUGUAUGCAGCUUUACAGUACAAAGUAUUGAUUGUCUGACAGAAAUACCUCUGUCUGUUUGUUUAAGAUUUUUACAGCUUUUGAUUUUCAGAUCACUUAGCGCUGUGAACUGGUUCUUGUAGAUUGAAUGGUUUGUUGAACGGUUAAUGGACUGAGCCUCACUGACUUGGUUUAGAUGAAGAGGGAAUCACACUCCGUACACACAGUCAAACACACCUCUGUGUAAAAUCACAGUUGUGUGAUGUGGCACAUUUUCCGCAACGAGGGCUCGGGUGAACAGCCAGACAUCGACUGGCAAGUGAACAGACAUUUAUUUCAACCCCAAAGUACUUCUCAAAAAUAAAUGUGUUAAUGUAAUCAAUUAACCUGGUGAGAUUGCAGUGUGAAAAUAGAUGUGUGUGUGUGUGACUUUUAAAGCCAUUGGAUGACUGUGAAAUGUAUUUCUGUUAAACAUUCACUGGCCAUGGGACUCUUUCCACCAUAACAUGUAACAUGAAUUAUGACGUACAGCUAAUGUAGUUUCUUUUGUUGAGGUAAACAUUUAUUUAUCAUUACUGUCACUGAAUAUGCUUUAGAACCAAAAGAGGAACCAUAAUAACAAUGGACAUUAAGCUGACGCCUAAAUGAAAUACAUGAGUACAUAUUGCUGAUUUACUGCUUACUUGUUAAAGUAGCAUACACUCUGAAGCAGGACCAAAUCAAUAUGCACUUUGAUAAUUAGUCACCUUUCUGAAAUAAUAUUUGACCAGAAUACCUGGCUACCGAUUUAGAUUGUUUAUUUUUUGAAUCUGUGUAUAUUUGUUUGUAUGUGUGUAGUUGUAUGUUUGUAACAUCAGACAUUGUUAUUUGUAAUUACACAAGAAGACAAAAAUGGACUUUGAAUCCUUUGUGCAAUGGAUCUGCCUGUCUUUUCAUCAUCCAAACCAAGAUCAAUCAGAUCCCUCUUGAGUUCCUUGUGUCAGUUAUCAUGAUAAAAUCAUUUCUGUGCCAUGAA
Molecule: messenger RNA, 3242 nt
Organism: Perca fluviatilis (European perch)
Lineage: Eukaryota; Metazoa; Chordata; Actinopteri; Perciformes; Percidae
Gene: ccsapb
Product: centriole, cilia and spindle-associated protein b
Exons: 5
Coding region: 600-1463 (287 amino acids)
Biological process (GO): regulation of mitotic spindle assembly
Cellular component (GO): ciliary transition zone; spindle; cytoskeleton
Molecular function (GO): microtubule binding
Source: RefSeq, a predicted model, not a curated record